CAGUCACAACCCUACCAUUUCCAAGAAGAGCUAACAAAUAUACAUCGUGCCAUCAGUUCCUUCAUCUCUCUAUCAAACACACGCGUUUGUCGCCACCUUUCUAUCGCCUUUUAACGUUUAUACUGUGUAGCUUUACGUUUUGGAGCGUCCGGACUUUUCAAAACAACCAUGCCUGUGACCGUACGCGUGUUGACUCCCAAGGAGCGGCUGGUAAAAUUCGGCAUCACGAUGCUGUGUUCCAUGGCUUGUCUUGGAGCAAUCAUGCUCGUCGUUCUCGGGAUCACCAUCGCUCAGCCUGCCGUCGUGCGCAUGCGGACACACCAGGCCACCUGUACCGUGAACGGCUCUCACUUCGACGGGGAGAACCCCGAGCGUCCCAGCCGGUUUUCCUGCAGCUGUUCGCUCGGGCGGUACGAUGUUUGUAUCAGCACGUAUGAGUGUCUGGUCAUCUCAGUCACGUUUCGUACUGAAGAGGGGGAACAGCGAACAGCAGAUUUGGUGGAGUCCGAAGAAGAUCUAGGGAACGAGUGUGCCAUUGCGCCAUGUUCACGUGACCACGAGAAGAACGACGAGAUGGUGGAGGAAUACCGAGAACUCUGGGGACGAGUCGGUCAGACCUACCCCUGCUGGUACGACCCAGGAAACCCCUCCGGUGCAGCUCGUACCCACUUCAAGUCUUCCACGAGCGAGGUGUUCCAUGCCCUGUUCUGGCCGGCCCUAGUCAUGGUGGUGUUUUCCGUAGCCUUCUGUUUCGCCUAUCUCCGAUUUACGCGGUAUAUUGAGUCCACCCUUCCCAUGACUGAGUCCAACAACCCCUGGUCUCGUUUUCAGGAUGAGCCAGAAGAACCCGGGGAUGAGAAUCCAUCCCAACCCUCUUCAAGGCCCAAGCUAGUCUUCGAAAACUUUGCAUAGGGACAUUAAGGGUCAUUAAGGUUAAAAAGGGCAGCCUUUAUUAUUCUAAAGAAGCAGAAAGCUGUCCAGAGAUAUAUAGGGGACGCGUGAUGGUAAAGAACAUCGUCAAAUGCAUGCGAUAAAAAUGUAUAUGUAUAUUGAAACGUUAUAUGUAACGUUAAUGUAACGUUAUCAAAUAUAGUAUUUCCUGUGAAAUGUUUGAGUUCACCAAUUGUUUGGGAGGUUUAAAAAAGGUGUUUCCAUGUUACAUUUGUACAAGAGAUAUCAAGGAUUGACAGUAACGUGACAGCAGUUUGAUAUGUGCCAUUUCUAUCACGGACUUCCUCCACCCAAUAUUGGGUUAAUAUUGUAUUGUAGUGGCGUCUACAUGUACAUGUACAGUCAGAGUCACAGUUUUGUAAACGUAAUGACAGCGAGGAAAUGUAGUAAGAGACAGAUAUAAAGAAACCAGAUAUAAAGAAACGUUCAUACAAUGAACCAAAUAUAAAGAAAUACAAACCAAGGUGUUGUGAAACGCAAAUAUGAUUAAACCAAUUCGACAGUU
Messenger RNA from Branchiostoma floridae (Florida lancelet), 1456 nucleotides. RefSeq names its product calcium-activated potassium channel subunit beta-3-like. Gene Ontology annotation, biological process: potassium ion transport; detection of calcium ion. Gene Ontology annotation, molecular function: calcium-activated potassium channel activity; potassium channel regulator activity. The transcript is spliced from 2 exons. Bases 169 to 912 code for a protein of 247 amino acids. The record is from RefSeq and is a predicted model, not a curated record. Gene Ontology annotation, cellular component: membrane; voltage-gated potassium channel complex. NCBI's taxonomy places the organism in Eukaryota, Metazoa, Chordata, Leptocardii, Amphioxiformes, Branchiostomatidae.